Cyanidioschyzon merolae strain 10D is the source of this 3987-nucleotide messenger RNA. RefSeq lists its product as hypothetical. The record is from RefSeq and is a predicted model, not a curated record. Lineage: Eukaryota; Rhodophyta; Bangiophyceae; Cyanidiales; Cyanidiaceae. Bases 1 to 3987 code for a protein of 1328 amino acids. The transcript has a single exon. Gene Ontology annotation, molecular function: protein binding.
AUGAUCUGUUUUAGCCUGUUUCGCAUAGUUUCCAAGCUGUCGCUUGCAGCACUCUUGUGGCUUGUACUGCAUUUUCUUCAAAAAGAAAUCCUCGGAACCUCGCCAGCUGUGCAGAUGAAUGUAGUCCCUGAGGUUGCUCGGGCAUCAGGGAAUACGUCACCUCUUUUCCUUUUCUAUGAAGAAUGUGGGGGGGCAAAUUGGACUCUGAAUCGCUUUUGCUCGAGCAAUUGUUGGACUUCAAACUCUUCUCCUUGUGGAAGUUCAGAUGAUUGGAUAUUUGUUGACUGCACUUCAGCUGGACAAGUUUCAGGGCUCCAUCUUGAACAUGAAAAUAUAUAUUGUGGAGGGAUCCCGGAGGAACUUGCAUCGCUUGGUUAUCUAAGUACGCUGGACCUGAGUUACAACCCAGAUCUUCGUACAGUAAUACCAACUUGGAUAUCGAAUUUCACGAAUCUCGUUGAGUUAAAAUUUGAGGAUUCUGGAUUCUAUGGUGAGGUGCCUGAUAGCAUCUGUAUGUUACGUAGCCUUUCUUCUCUCAAAGGGAGGGAAAAUGAUCUUUCCGGAACAAUUCCUGAUUGUAUAGGAGAGUUGAAAUACUUGCAUGAUUUAAGUUUCGCGAGCAAUGAAAUGUCUGGCCAAAUACCCGAUUCUAUUGGAAAUUGCAGCAAUUUAUAUUUCUUGGACCUUAGUAACAACAAUUUCUCGGGAACACUUCCGGAUAGUAUCGUCUACAUGAAGAACUUGCAGAUACUCGACUUAUCAUACAAUAGCCUCGAAGGCACUCUUCCGGAACUCUUCGGAUUCAGCGAGCUGCAAUUGCUCCUUCUCGGUCACAACAAUUUCAGUGGCACCAUACCGGAGUUGCCUCCGAACCUAGUCGCCGUGGACUUCUCGAGCAACAAUUUCAGUGGACAAGUUCCCAUUCUGCCCUCUACAGUAACAAGCGCCAACUUUACCGGAAAUCACUUCAGCUGCCCGAUCCCAUUGGGAUCCAUAUAUGACACGGCGUCAUGCAUAUGUCCCGCCGGCUGGGCUGGUAACCGUACGACAUGCAAACAGUGUAGUCCCGGCACUAUCGCACCCACAGAUGGUUCUAGUGUUUGCAUGGCGUGCCCCAACGGAACGUUUGCAAAUGCAUCGACAAGCUUCAGAUUUUGUGGUACAUGCCCUGCGGGAAGCUUUGCUGUAUCCCCAGCCGGAAACUGCUCAAUCUGUCCAAAAGGAACCUAUCAGCAGUCGCGCGGUAGUUCCCAGUGCAAUACCUGCGCCCCAGGCUAUUUCACGGACGAACUUGGAGCGAGCUCCUGCAAAAUAUGCCUGGCAGGAUCUUAUGCAGAACUAGCUGGAAGCACGGAGUGCAAAGCCUGCGCCCCGGGAACCUACGCAGCGAGUAACGGAUCGACUUCGUGUCAAGCAUGCGCAGCGGGCUCCUACGCCGGCAACUAUAGCUCUGCUACAUGUCAGAUAUGCCCGGCAGGAUCUUAUGCAGAACUAGCUGGAAGCACGGAGUGCAAAGCCUGCGCCCCGGGAACCUACGCAGCGAGUAACGGAUCGACUUCGUGUCAAGCAUGCGCAGCGGGCUCCUACGCCGGCAACUACAACUCUACAGCGUGCGAGAUAUGCCCGGCGGGAUCUUAUGCAGAACUAGCUGGAAGCACGGAGUGCAAAGCCUGCGCCCCAGGAACCUACGCAGCGAGUAACGGGUCGACCUCGUGUCAGACGUGCAAAGCGGGCUCCUACGCGGGCAACUACAACUCUACAGCGUGCGAGAUAUGCCCGGCAGGAUCUUAUGCAGAACUAGCUGGAAGCACGGAGUGCAAAGCCUGCGCCCCAGGAACCUACGCAGCGAGUAACGGAUCGACUUCGUGUCAAGCAUGCGCAGCGGGCUCCUACGCCGGCAACUAUAGCUCUGCUACAUGUCAGAUAUGCCCCGCGGGAACGUAUGCAGCGAGUGAGGGUUCAAGUUCAUGUGAGCCCUGUCCACCGGGGAGUUCCGGGAACUCUAUUGGAUCCAAGUCAUGCUCACUAUGUCCGGCUGGCUCGUUCGCAGCUUCAAAUGGGUCCACUAUGUGCCAAAAAUGCCCAGCCGGUUACUUCAGUGACACGCCCGGGGCUGCAGCUUGCAAACCAUGUCCUCUGGGCGUCUUUGCAAGUUCAGAGGGCUCUCGUGCGUGCUCCUUAUGUCCGGCAGGGCAGUAUGCGCCAGUCAAUGGAUCCGUCUUUUGCUUGAACUGUCCGCCGGGGAGCUUUUCGAAUCACUCUGGAGCGUCUACGUGCUACCAGUGCGGCGCAGGCUACUUCUCAGACACGCGUGGCUCCACGAGCUGUAAGCUGUGUCCUUUGGGAACUUUUUCCGCUGGACAAGGGCAGACUAGUUGCGAGGCUUGCCCACCUGGUUUCUAUACAAACCAAACAGGAUCGACCUCGUGCAGUUCCUGCGCUCCAGGGCAUUAUCAGCCCAGCACUGGCGCCGGCGGCUGCUUACCGUGUCCCGCUGGUACUCGGGCCGGCGCGUCCGGUGCUCCACGCUGCGAUGCCUGCCCUUCGGGAACAUUCUCUAACGUGACAGGUGCUGCAGUCUGCAUAGAAUGCCCAGCAGGUUGGUACUCCCAGGGUAAUAGUACAAAGUGUAUCGCUUGCGACACAGGGAGUUACGCGCAGUUCAAUGCCAGCGGCUCAUGCACAGAAGCGCCACCGGGGAGUUUUGUCAACAGUACUGGAGCGGCGUACUUCCAGUAUUGUCCACCGGGAACAUUUUCAAACCGGAGCGGUGCAUCCAAGUGCGAACCAUGUGAAACAGGAACCUUCGUGACUUAUCUGGGCGCGACAUCGUGCACAGCGUGCCGUGCGGGCUACUCCGCGCCUGCCAACGGCUCUGUGAACUGCACCGUUUGUCCGGCCGGUACAUUUGCGUAUACAGCCCCGGACGCUGCUGGGCUUGGGCGAGGGGCGUCCACAUGCAAGCCCUGCCCAAAAGGGACUUUUAAUCAAUACGAGGCGCAUACGAAGUGUGAGCCUGCUCCCAAGGGAGGCUACGUGAGCACUGACGGAUCCACGAAAUAUGAAGUGUGCUCGCCUGGGAUGUAUUCAGAUUCCUCGGGUGCUUUUGUCUGCGAGCCGUGUCCGAACGGGUAUAUGAGCGCCAACAGCUCCGCAACUUCUUGCGUCAAAUGCCCCGCAAACACGUAUUCAGCGAACAGAACCGGUUCAACGGCGUGCAAACCGUGCCCAACUUUGGCGUACUUUGAGAGUGUCGUCGUGCCUCAGUACCGCGUCUGCAGUCCGAAUGCGGCAUCCGUUUUCGCAAUCAUUGCCGUUAUUCUUGCUGGAAUCCUACUUGCCAUGCUCGUUUGGUACCUUGCUCGCCGCUACAGAGCGUACAGAGGGACAAAGCCUAACAAACGGGAACAAGAUGUUGCUUCAUCUGCUCCGCGCUCCGCGGAGGUGACCCACCGCCGCAAGUCGCGAUCAGUAUUGCGCCGUGGUAGCGAUGACGGAGAAGUGCACCCAAUGGACACCGUUUCAACGUUUGCAGCAAUUCCCGUGUCAAGAGACGAAUUGGAAAGCAAAUUCAGGACGCAUCGCUCCUUUUCCGAGGCGAUAGAGCCGGUCACGCCGGAUCAACCGCAGCGCCGAAUAUCAAGAUACAGUCGCUCGGUUUCAGCUUCGAGAUUCGGAAUCCUUCUGGCAUCCACUGCAGCAUCUGGAGAGGGACGCUCCCAAAGUCUCACCCGGAAACGUCUAUCAUUCGCUACAGAGCAAGCGGCACGGGAGAGUGCCCACGGAGACGAUGCAGCUUCCGACACGGACGAUAUUGUCCCGCUGCCGGGCAGCACACCCCAGCACCUGGCAGGAAAUACUCCGCGAAAGCAGAUUACGUUCGCAACUCCACAAAAAGAGCCAAAGUGGAUUAGGGUCAGGACGGAGGAAGGUGCAUAUUACUUGCUGAAUCGCCUGAACGGAGAAAUGUACGCGAUCGGACCCUGA